UGGACUGUAUGGCAAAGAAUUCAGGUGACAGUUUUACUCAGGAGAUCCAUACCAGGCAGCUUCUGCAAAUCAGUCACUGAAAGUCCAAGGAACUGAAAAAAAGGUCUGUCUGAAAUCACUCAUAAUGAAUACUUCAGUUACAUCAAUCCUCCUUCCAACUCCAACCAGCCAGACUCAUGGGACUAAUCAGAGCGGGGCUGUGGGAAAGGCAGAGCCAUCCUACGCUGUCCUCAAGUUCAUGGAGAGCUUCUGCCUCAUCAGCGCUGCCUGUGGGAUGGUAGGAAACGGCAUGGUCCUCUGGUACCUCGGCUUCCGAAUCCGGAGAAACCACUUCACUGUCUACAUCAUGAACCUGGCUGCUGCUGACUUCGGGUAUCUCCUCUGCAUCGCCAUUGAGACGGUUCAGUACCUCAUGCAGUUCAACGUGGGGGUGAAUUUUACCAUAUUCCUCUUCCUGGAUCUUUUCAUGUAUGGGACCGGCUUGUAUCUCCUGACCACCAUCAGCAUUGAGAGGUGUCUGUCUGUCCUUUGCCCAAUCUGGUGCCGAAGCCACCGCCCAAAGCACUUGUCUGCCAUCAUCUCUGGCCUGCUCUGGGGUCUCUCCCUGCUCCUGAACACGCUCGGGUAUGUUUUGUGCACCAUUCACACCCCUGGCAGGAGCUGCAAUCUCCUCCUCAUCACCAUCGGAGCCUUGGACUUCCUCUUCUGCACGCCCCUCCUGUUGCUCUUCAGCCUGACCCUCUUCCUCAGAGUCAAGUGCAGCUCCCAACACUUCCGAACAGGCCGGCUCUUCACCGUCAUCAUGCUCACUGUCCUCUUCUUCCUCAUUUUCGCUGUGCCUCUGAGCGUCCUGAUCCUCUUUGACUUCUUGGGCUACAAAUUUCUCUACUCGCCGGAGAUCGGCUUUGUGCUGUCCUGUGUGAACAGCACUCUCAACCCCGUCAUUUACUUCCUUGUGGGGAGCUACAGGGACCGGAGAAUCAAGUUCACCCUCAGGCAGGCAUUCCAGAGGGCCUUUGAAGAUUCAGCAGAUGACAAAUAUGAACCAGAAACCCGUGACACAAUAACUAUGUCCUCCUAAUACCCUGCUGUGCCUAACAGUAACACUGGUCUGGAGCUGAGAGCCGAUAAUUUACAGAAUUGAAGAACUCUGAGGUAUUGGGGAAGGUUUGUCGCACCUAACCUUCAGUAUCUUCAUUUUAGAUCUCUACCCUUUAGCUAGUUAUUUUAAGCUCCAUCUGUGGUCUUUGAAAACACAUAAGCACCUGGACUACAGAAUUUAUCUGACCUGUAUUAGGACCACAUUCAAAGUGUCUAUUUCUUUCCAGUGGCCAUUAAAUGAUUUCAAUCUGAUAAAGUG
Molecule: messenger RNA, 1360 nt
Organism: Tyto alba (common barn owl)
Lineage: Eukaryota; Metazoa; Chordata; Aves; Strigiformes; Tytonidae
Product: proto-oncogene Mas
Exons: 2
Coding region: 125-1081 (318 amino acids)
Biological process (GO): G protein-coupled receptor signaling pathway
Cellular component (GO): membrane
Molecular function (GO): G protein-coupled receptor activity
Source: RefSeq, a predicted model, not a curated record